GAAAGUCUAGGUGAUGCCUUGGUUACGUGCGGCUCUGUUAUAAAGCUGCAAAAUACUGAUUAUGGUGUGCGGCUGCAUUCGCAUGACGUGAGCUACGGAUCCGGAAGCAAGCAGCAGUCUGUCACAGGCAUAAGAGACAUCACGGACGGUGGAAGCUACUGGCAGAUAAAUAACGAGGACAAAAAUGAAUACUCGUGUAGAGGUGAAGUGGUUAAAUGUGGGCAGGUAAUCCGCCUCACUCAUUCGGCAUCUGGGAAAAACCUACACAGCCAUCACUUUCAGUCUCCUCUGUCUCGCAAUUAUGAAGUUUCGGCUUUCGGCCAUCAUGGAGUUGGUGAUGAGGGUGAGCUGGAAUAA
Molecule: messenger RNA, 357 nt
Organism: Hydatigera taeniaeformis
Lineage: Eukaryota; Metazoa; Platyhelminthes; Cestoda; Cyclophyllidea; Taeniidae
Source: the annotation of a GenBank genome assembly